GAUUUGGCAACCCUGCAGUGAGUGACUCAGUUGAGCGUUUCGGAUCGACCGCGCGCGCGUCUGUUGGUUGCUAUCAAGCGUCUCCUCCCGGGCCACAAACAUGUCCAAACUGGAGCAGGUCCUGAUCCUAGAUCCUCCGAACGACCUGAGGUUCAAAGGUCCGUUCACAGAUGUCGUCACUGCUAACCUCAAGCUGAAAAAUCCAUCUGACAGGAAAGUGUGUUUUAAAGUCAAGACCACAGCCCCACGCAGAUAUUGUGUACGGCCCAACAGCGGCAUCAUUGAACCCGGGGCCACACUCAUCAUCUCAGUGAUGUUACAGCCCUUUGAUUAUGAUCCAAAUGAGAAGAGCAAACACAAGUUUAUGGUUCAGACCAUCUUUGCACCCACGGCCAUGACAGACACAGAAGCCAUGUGGAAAGACGCAAAACCCGACGACCUCAUGGAUUCCAAACUUAGAUGUCUCUUUGAUUUACCAUCUGAAAGUGAUAAAGUGAAUGACAUUGAUGCAGCUAAAGCUGUGCCCACGCUCAACUCCUCUAAAGUGGACGGGCUGGGGGCACCUAAAGGCAUCAGCGCUGCCAUGGAUGACUCUGAGAUGAAGAAGAUCCUGGACGAGUGCAAACGUUACCAGACGGAGGUUAGCAAGCUGAGCGAAGAAAACCGCCAGUUAAAGGACGAAGGUUUGAGACUGCGAAAGAUCCAACGAAGUGGCCCCCCAACGUCUAACUCCAACUCUCUAAUUGGCCGAGAGUCCACCGUAAGCUCACUUCCCUCACUCCUGGUCGUCAUAGCAGCCAUCUUCAUCGGAUUCUUCCUCGGAAAGUUCAUCCUGUAGGCGUAGGCGGCGGGAUGUGACGCGACGAACGAUCACACGAGCCUGAUGAAAGAGUCUUUCUGUUGACGUGACCAUAUCAGCGAUAGUUUGGGCAGCAGCAUCACGGACCCCUUUAUGUAGAAUCAGCGUCCCGUCCUCUAGGGGCCAACACUAUCAGUACAAGAGAGACAGAAAGACUGUUUAUGGUUUGUUUCCUAUUUUCUGUUGAUUGCUUGAGUCCAUGAACUGAUUGUAUUGGAGGGUUGAAGACGAACUGAGAGUAUUUUGAGAAACACAAGAUCAUCUGAAAGACGCUGAUGAGUUAAGACCAGUUGAUUUCUAGCAUCAUAACUCUCCCCCAAAACUCUGUUAUGUUUUAUGAUGAACUGAAAAGUCUAAAGGCAUUUAAUCUUUCAUUCAGUCAACCACAACAAAGACCUUUAAAUCCUUUUGUCCCGGACGACCUUGAAGUUUGUCCCUUCACGGUUAGCUUAGUGGUGAUGUCAACAGUUGGACGGGCGACACAGGUGCCUCCUUCCUAUGUACAGUUGUUCCUUGUCUGUUCCUAACAAUACCAAUGCAGACUGUUUUAUUACUGUAAUUAUUAUUAUUAUUAUCAUUUAAUUAAUUAUAUUAUUAAUGUCCUUUCUCUCAAAACAGAGCAUUUUUUCCACAAAUGUUCACAGAUGUCUUUACUGUCUCAUACUAGAUGAUGUUCAAGAAAUUAAAAGUAAAAAUAGAAA
Messenger RNA from Misgurnus anguillicaudatus (oriental weatherfish), 1560 nucleotides. RefSeq names its product VAMP (vesicle-associated membrane protein)-associated protein A, like (gene vapal). Gene Ontology annotation, molecular function: FFAT motif binding. Gene Ontology annotation, cellular component: endoplasmic reticulum membrane; plasma membrane. The record is from RefSeq and is a predicted model, not a curated record. Lineage: Eukaryota; Metazoa; Chordata; Actinopteri; Cypriniformes; Cobitidae. Gene Ontology annotation, biological process: neuron projection development.